Molecule: messenger RNA, 1519 nt
Organism: Cucurbita maxima (winter squash)
Lineage: Eukaryota; Viridiplantae; Streptophyta; Magnoliopsida; Cucurbitales; Cucurbitaceae
Product: ammonium transporter 1 member 4-like
Exons: 2
Coding region: 1-1455 (484 amino acids)
Biological process (GO): ammonium transmembrane transport; ammonium homeostasis
Cellular component (GO): membrane
Molecular function (GO): ammonium channel activity
Source: RefSeq, a predicted model, not a curated record
AUGACAGAAAUAGCCUGCUCCACAGCCGACCUCCGCCACCUCCUUAGCGGCUCAGCUAAUGCCACUGCUGUCGCCGAUUACAUUUGCGGUCGAUUCGACGCCAUUUCAAGUAAAUUUGUGGACACAAGUUAUGCUGUUGACAACACUUACCUUCUUUUUUCAGCGUACCUUGUCUUUGCAAUGCAGCUUGGAUUUGCUAUGCUUUGUGCUGGUUCUGUUAGAGCCAAAAAUACAAUGAAUAUUAUGCUUACUAAUGUUCUUGAUGCUGUCACUGGCGGCGUAUUUUAUUAUAUCUUUGGAUUCGCUUUGGCCUUUGGAACUCCUUCUAAUGGCUUCAUUGGUCAUCAUUAUUUUGGCCUCUCGCAGUUCCCUUCUUCCUCCUUUGAUUAUGGGUUCUUUCUGUUUCAAUGGGCUUUCGCCAUUGCGGCUGCUGGGAUUACCAGUGGCUCCAUUGCUGAACGGACCCAAUUCGUUGCUUAUUUGAUCUAUUCCUCUGUUCUUACCGGUUUGAUUUAUCCAAUCGUCUCUCAUUGGUUUUGGUCUGCCGACGGGUGGGGCAGCGCAAGUAGGUCGGAGAAUCUUCUAUUUGGAUCAGGAGUAAUCGACUUCGCCGGCUCCGGCGUGGUCCAUAUGGUGGGUGGCAUCGCCGGAUUAUGGGGCGCCGUCAUUGAAGGCCCUCGAAUCGGCCGGUUCGAUCACGCCGGCCGGUCCGUCGCCCUCCGUGGCCACAGCGGCACAUUAGUCGUUCUCGGCACUUUCCUUCUCUGGUUCGGCUGGUAUGGCUUCAACCCCGGGUCGUUCCUUAACAUCCUCAAAGCCUACGGCACUACCGCCGCCGCUCCCUUUUACGGCCAAUGGAGCGCCAUUGGUCGCACCGCCGUCACCACCACCCUCGCCGGCUGCACGGCGGCACUAACCACCCUCUUCGGCAAACGACUCCUCGUCGGCCACUGGAAUGUCACCGACGUCUGCAACGGCCUGUUAGGCGGAUUCGCUGCCAUAACAUCCGGCUGCGCGGUGGUGGAUCCAUGGGCGGCGAUUGUUUGUGGGUUUUUCUCCGCCUGGGUUUUGAUCGGAUUCAACAAACUAGCGGAGAAAUUGAAGUAUGACGAUCCGUUAGAGGCGGCGCAAUUGCACGGCGGGUGUGGAGCUUGGGGGAUUUUGUUCACUGGCUUGUUUGCAAAACAGGCUUAUGUUAACGAGAUUUAUUCUGGGUUGCCGGGCCGCCCGUACGGGCUGCUGAUGGGUGGUGGCGGAAGGCUGCUGGCGGCUCAUAUAGUGCAAAUUUUGUCGAUUGUUAGUUGGGUUAGCGUGACAAUGGGGCUGGUAUUUUGGUUGCUGCAUAAGUUUCAGUUGCUGAGAAUCACGGCGGAGGAGGAGAUGGCCGGCAUGGACUUGACAAGCCACGGCGGAUUGGCUUAUGUGUAUAAUGAUGAAGAGAAGCCGUACGUUUGAGGGGACAAGGAAGAACAAGACUUUGAUUUUGUGGCAUAGAUUGUGUUGUAGAUGUGGUUUUAAU